AUGCCGCCGAAGUUCGAUCCCAAUCAGGAGAUCAUCGUGGUGGUGCGGGCCGUCGGUGGUGAAGUGGCUGCGACGGCCUCCCUAGCCCCGAAGGUCGGUCCCCUCGGUCUCAACGCCAAGAAGAUCGGUGAGGAUAUCGCCAAGUGCACCAAGGACUGGAAGGGUCUGAAGGUCACUUGCGAGCUGCGCGUCAAGAACCGUGUGGCGACGGUAGUGGUGACGCCGUCCGUGGCGUCUCGCCUCAUUCGCGCGCUGAAGGAGCCGCCGCGCGACCGCAAGAAGGUCAAGAACAUCAAGCACAGUGGCAACAUCCCGUUCUCGGAGAUCGUCAAGAUCGCCAAGGAGUCACAGGCUAAGUCUAUGGGUAGCGACCUCAAGGCCGUCGUGAUGGAGGUGCUCGGCACGGCCGUGUCCAUCGGGUGCACCGUUGACGGCGAGAGCCCGCGCGACAUCCAGACCAAAGUCCAGGAGGGCAAGCUGAAGGUUCCCAACUAG
This is a messenger RNA of Leishmania braziliensis MHOM/BR/75/M2904, 495 nucleotides long. RefSeq names its product putative 60S ribosomal protein L12. Lineage: Eukaryota; Euglenozoa; Kinetoplastea; Trypanosomatida; Trypanosomatidae. Gene Ontology annotation, cellular component: ribosome; cytosolic large ribosomal subunit. The transcript has a single exon. The record is from RefSeq and is a predicted model, not a curated record. Gene Ontology annotation, molecular function: large ribosomal subunit rRNA binding; structural constituent of ribosome. The coding region runs from base 1 to 495 and encodes 164 amino acids. Gene Ontology annotation, biological process: translation.